AUGCAGCCACAAGAACAACAAACAUUCACAGACAUCUCUUCCAAGAUGAAUCCACAAAGUCAGCUGAAUCCAACCAAACAUGCCAUGUACUAUUCCUCACAGUCCUUACCAAGUGGUGUUUAUCAAGAACAACUACAUCAGUCACAUGUCAUUGUGGAAAUGCCUUCCCAAAUUCCACAACCACAUCAAGGAAACGCUCCCAUGAUGCCACCACCUCUACACCAACAAACGCCAAUGAUGUCACUUCCAUUUACACUUCCCGUCACAAAAACUCAAUUUUUCGCUCGUCACAUUCAACCUCUUGAAAACUCCAACACUCGUUUCAAAUUAGUGGUUCAUGACGACAAUCUUUUCAUGACCUAUUUAGGUGUUGUUUUCUUAAUCUUAUUCUUUCCUGCAGCUUGUUGUUUGGAUUUAGUCAAUAGUCUUGACGCAUGUUUAAUGAUGUGUGGUUGUUUAUUGGUGUAUUGGAUCAUUGUGUUGCCAAUCAUUUUGUUAAUCUCCCCCUUCAUCCUUUUGCUUGCAUUCUGGUUGGAACAAGAGACAACUGUGUGUAUGGAUGAUGAGAAGAAAGAGUUGUCCAUUCAAGUUCGAAGAAUUUUUACAGAUUCCAUUAUUAGUAGUUGCCAAUUUGGGUAUUCAGAAAUUGUGAAAUUAACUUUUGAAAGACAAAAAGCUUGGGAAAAAAAGGUUAUUCUUGAAAACAAACAUGGACAAAAAUUUGAUCUUUCUGUGGGAUUGAGUGAGGACGAAGUGAAGGAAGAAUUGGAUUAUAUUUUGAAAUUCUUUCAAGUGAGAGGUGUAGAGUUGGUGGAAGAAAAUCAACAACAACAACAACCAUCAACAACAAAAAAGAAAUAA
Naegleria fowleri is the source of this 861-nucleotide messenger RNA. RefSeq lists its product as uncharacterized. The coding region runs from base 1 to 861 and encodes 286 amino acids. The transcript has a single exon. The record is from RefSeq and is a predicted model, not a curated record. NCBI's taxonomy places the organism in Eukaryota, Heterolobosea, Eutetramitea, Acrasida, Naegleriidae.